ACUGGUGACGUUAUUCACAAUUAGAACCACGACGGAUUGCAUGGUGUGAGUGAAAUUCACUAUUUCACAACUUUUUGGUAUUUAAAGGAAAAAACAAGACUAAAUCACUACAUUGUAAUGGCUGUACGUGCUCAAUUUGAAGGAAAUAAUGAAGUAGGCGUGUUUGCUAAACUGACAAACGCUUACUGUCUGGUUGCGAUCGGGGGAUCCGAAAAUUUUUACAGUGUGUUCGAAGGGGAAUUGUCUGAAGCCAUUCCCGUGGUUCACUGUAGCUUAGCAGGAUGCAGAAUCAUAGGUCGCAUGUGUGUGGGAAACAAAAAUGGAUUAUUGGUACCAAGCUCAACAACAGAUCAGGAAUUACAGCAUAUUCGCAACUCUCUUCCUGACAGUGUCAAAAUCCAGCGGGUUGAGGAGAGGUUGUCUGCCCUUGGAAAUGUGAUCACAUGCAAUGAUUAUGUGGCCCUAGUUCAUCCAGAUCUGGACAGAGAGACGGAGGAGAUUGUGACAGAUGUCCUGGGGGUUGAGGUGUUUAGACAGACGGUGGCCGACAAUGUGUUAGUGGGAACCUACAGCACCAUCAGCAACCAGGGAGGACUGGUUCACCCAAAAACAUCAAUAGAAGACCUAGAAGAGUUAUCCUCCCUUCUACAGGUGCCCCUUGUGGCAGGUACAGUGAAUAGAGGAAGUGAUGUAAUAGGAGCGGGGAUGACGGUCAACGACUGGAUCGCCUUCUGUGGCCUGGAUACCACCAGUACGGAGCUGUCCGUCAUAGAGAGCGUGUUCAAGCUCGGGGACAGGACGCCUAGUGCCAUCUCCACAGAAAUGCGCGAAAGUCUCAUCGAAAGUAUUGCCUAGGAGCAGUAUGGAUUCGUCAAGAGACAUUUAUCGUAGAUCAUAUUUCUGUGCCAGUUAUAUCUGUGAACCACCUUCUGUACGGAGAAGAAAGUGAGGUGUUGGACUGACUGACCAGUUCAGACUUGUAUACAUAUAAACAGAUCUGAGUGACUGUUCUCAUCUUACAUCAGUCAUCCUAUGUCUCAAAGGUUGUCAACCACAACAAUUAUAUUUUGUAAAUCAAAGAUUGUUCCAACAUCAUUAAAUGUACCUGUAUUUUCUUCAAUGAAAUGAUAUAUUAAAUGAAGAUUGUUUAAACAUCAUUUAUAGUUGUCAGGUACAUGUUUGUAAAAUGUAUUUUCUUCAAAGAAAUGGUUUAUUAAAUGAAUAUUAAAUUUUGUA
Messenger RNA from Magallana angulata, 1236 nucleotides. Its product is annotated as eukaryotic translation initiation factor 6-like. Lineage: Eukaryota; Metazoa; Mollusca; Bivalvia; Ostreida; Ostreidae. Gene Ontology annotation, cellular component: nucleolus; preribosome, large subunit precursor; cytosol. The coding region runs from base 118 to 855 and encodes 245 amino acids. Gene Ontology annotation, biological process: cytosolic ribosome assembly; assembly of large subunit precursor of preribosome; ribosomal subunit export from nucleus. Gene Ontology annotation, molecular function: ribosomal large subunit binding. The transcript is spliced from 7 exons. The record is from RefSeq and is a predicted model, not a curated record.